Messenger RNA from Cydia fagiglandana, 741 nucleotides. RefSeq names its product mucin-2-like. The coding region runs from base 1 to 741 and encodes 246 amino acids. The record is from RefSeq and is a predicted model, not a curated record. Lineage: Eukaryota; Metazoa; Arthropoda; Insecta; Lepidoptera; Tortricidae. The transcript has a single exon.
AUGAAAGUUCCAAAUGUGAAAUCAAGUACUGUUACACCUCCUGAUGAGCGAGGAGAUAUACCUGAUGAAGAUAUUACUACAAUUACACCAGUGAUAGUUAAGCUUGUUCCCCCUUAUGACGCGAUAGAGCGUCCUGACACACCCGUACUAUCAGUUUCAUCUUCAAGUGUUACUAUACCAAAAACAGACACUUCUGAGAGUAGUAUUCUAAUGGAAGAAAAAUCACUUUCUACGACAACUCCAUUUUUUGGUGGGAUUAAAAACCUACCUCCUGGAUAUACUAAAUGGAGAGACCCAGGAACACCCGCGUCCGAAUUAUCUGGAUCAUUAAUGCCUAUGCCUGUACCUCCCGAGACUGAUGAUAAUGAUAAUGUACUAACUUCUACGCCAACUAAAACUACAAAAACACCCGAUCAUCAUAAAAUGGAUGAAUCUUGUCUACCAUCUAACCAUUUUACCGGACCGGUAUACUUACCUCCUAAAGAUUCUAACAGCACAGUUUCAGCAACGCCUACGUCAUCUCCUACAAAACCAGCAAUGACUAGGCCAGCAUCGCCUGAAUCUGAUGAUGAUAAUUAUGAUGCUCUACCAACUCCGUCGUCAAAAUCAGCAACAGAUAUACCCGAUCAUCAGGAAGGAUCUCAUCCACCGACAUCUUUCACAGGAUCGGAAUUUUCACCUCCUGAAGCUACAAUCAUGCCUGCAGUGGAAACCAUGUAUGACUUUUAUGAACCUGCUUAA